Messenger RNA from Cajanus cajan (pigeon pea), 491 nucleotides. NCBI's taxonomy places the organism in Eukaryota, Viridiplantae, Streptophyta, Magnoliopsida, Fabales, Fabaceae. The record is from RefSeq and is a predicted model, not a curated record.
AAAACAGAAAUAAGACUAAAAUCAAAUCAAAUAAGACAUUACUCAUGUUGGAUUGAGCAGUUGGAUAGGCCAGAGAAGUGGGUUACUGUUUAAAGCCCAAAAACGUGUUCAAAAAAAUAAUGGUCCUCAUAAACGAAACCCCUAAAAACCCUAACGUCGAAGAUGUCUCUGCAAAUGCCGAAUCCUAACGCUGAAGUGCUGAACAAAUCCGCAUCACUUCACAUGAACAUCAAUGCCGCCAAGGGUUUGCACGAUGUCCUCAAAACCAACCUCGGUCGCAAGGGAACCAUCAAAAUGCUCGUUGGUGGCGUUGGUGAUAUAAAGCUUACCAAAGAUGGAAACACUCUUGAAAGAGAUGGUACUCCACGUAUACAAUUUCUUUUGUGAGGAUUCUCAACAAUUUGGAGUCGAAAAGUUGGUUAUGAAUAUGAAGAGAAAACAAUUCUGUGACAAGAUACAGCAUAAUUGUUGUUAAAAUUUGAGCAGGACCA